Molecule: messenger RNA, 2902 nt
Organism: Cloeon dipterum
Lineage: Eukaryota; Metazoa; Arthropoda; Insecta; Ephemeroptera; Baetidae
Product: nose resistant to fluoxetine protein 6-like
Exons: 13
Coding region: 283-2622 (779 amino acids)
Molecular function (GO): acyltransferase activity, transferring groups other than amino-acyl groups
Source: RefSeq, a predicted model, not a curated record
GUUCAAGGCGGCGAGCGUGAACUCGAAGCACGUUGGCGAUCGAGAGUGACCAUCCUUCCUGUUUUUCCGAUCGCGAAAAACCAGUCGGAAUCACUGAAGAACUGGAACACAAGGCGAGCGAAGGUGAGAGUGGAGCUGCUUCCUGGCUGCGUUUUCGCAAAUAACGCAGACGUUGGCCUUGCUGUCCGGCGGGAAAGCGAGUCGUUGAGGCGCGCAGCGGCGGAAAAAUGGUCAGUCUGCUCUGAGCCGCACUCCGGACAGCGAAGUCUGCUGAGAGAAAAAAUGGUGGCCCCAAACGCGCCCCAGCCGACCCCUCCGCGGGUGGCUCUCGUCUGCCUGGCGCUGCUCGCGCUGCCGGGGCCCCUCGGGGCCCUGGCGGCCCAAGUGGCUCCCCCAGGCGCCGAGUACGCGGGCCUCAUGCACCACGGCGUCAACCUGUCCGCCAUCAUGACCAUCUUCGCGCCCGUCUCUGAGAGGAUCGCCAACGAGCAGUGUCGCCGGGACAGCCACGUCUUCCUCGCCGAGCUGCACAAGUUCACCCUCUGGGCCACGCAAAUGUUCGACGCGUCAGUGAAGUUCCCAACCGGUGUGCUCUACGGCUCAACCUACGAUUUUGGCAAUUUCGACGAAUGCAUGCAGGUGCAGUCGCAACGAAACGAUAUAAACGGCAAAUACUGCCUGGCUAGAAUCAGAAUCUUUCCCGGCGCGGCUUCAUCGGCCGCCGCCUCGACUUCCGUGCCGGACAUGGCCACCCUGACCGCCACCUCGGUGGCGCCUCCCACGUCGACCACGCCGGUCCUACUCGAUACCUUGCACAACGAGUCUGCGUGGAGGAAAAUCGAGAGGAUUGCUGAGGACCCUUCGAAACUUCGUCGUGACGAAGUGCAUUGGGCUUUUUGUAUUCCCUCUUCUUGCGAAGCCGAGGAUCUGACUGUCCACCUGGAGGACGCCCUUUCCGUCUACACGGAGCAGUACGGCUUUUCUGUUCAGGUCAACGUCGAAGGUGACAUGUGCACCAUCAACAAGGGCUUCAACCUGACCAUCGGCGACAUCAUCACGCUAUCGGUCAUUUUCCUGUUUGCGAGCAUCGUGUCUAUGUGCACUGGCUACGACCUUCUCAGGCAGUUUCGCACAUUCAAAUGGAUUGAACUCAAAUCAGAUGUGGGUCACAACGUGGUGAUUUCCUUCUCGGCCGUGGCCAACAUUCGGAAGUUGCUUGCGCACAAGAAAAGCCCAGACGGCCUGGACUGCAUCCACGGCCUGAAGCUGAUCUCCGUGUUCCUCAUCAUCAUGGGACACAGGCUGAUGUUCAACCUCGGCUCGCCGCUCGUCAACACCGAGUUCAUCGAAGGGUUCUACGGCCGGAUCGACGCCAUGAUCCUGCUCAACGGACCCAUCGUGGUCGACACUUUCUUCACUAUCAGUGGAUUCCUCGUCUGCUAUCUUCUCUUGCAGGAAUUCAACCGUAGAAACGGAAAGCUUAGUUUCAUUGCUUUGUAUAUUCAUCGAUAUGUCAGGCUCACCCCAGUUUACAUGGUGGUUUUGGGCUUCUACGCAACAGUGUUGGCGAAAAUUGGCUCUGGUCCGCUGUGGCAACGCAAAGUCGGCGUGGAAGUCGAACGUUGUGUUGCUUCCUGGUGGGCCAACAUCCUCUACAUCAACAACUACGUCAACACCGACCAACUGUGCAUGUUCCAGUCGUGGUACAUCACGUGCGACUUCCACCUCUUCAUCAUCUCGCCGCCCAUCAUUUGGCUGCUGUGGAAGAAGCCGCGUUGGGGAGAAAUCUCGCUUGCGUUUGUCACCGUCAUCUCCGUGCUGGUCGCCUUUUUCGUCACCUACUGGGGAAAGCUUGAUGCUCUGCUCCUCCUCUACAUGAAGACGCUGAGUGACCCGAUCGCCAACAACACCUUCCGCGAGAUGUACAUCCCGACGCACACCAGGGCCAGCCCCUACUUUAUUGGAAUGGCCGCCGGCUACCUGCGCUACCUCAUCAAGAAAAACGACACCAAGAUGCCCAAGAUCGGCGUUUGGCUCGGCUGGGUGGUGGCCCUGGUGCUGAUCGAGGGGACCAUCUUCUCCGCCUGGGUCUUCUACCUGCCCGGACGCGAGUACAACGCGCUGCUCAACGCGAUCUACGGCGCCUUCCACCGCAUCACCUGGAGCGUCGGCACCAGCUGGCUCAUCCUCGCCAUCUCCACCGGAAAUGGAGCCUUCAUGGAGCCGAUCCUGACGUGGCGUCCGAUCGUGCCGCUGAGCCGACUGACGUACUGUGCCUUCCUGGCGCACGGCGGCCUGCAGCUCUACUCGGUCGCCUCCAGUGGCAACCCGUUCUACGGCUCUGUUUACAACCUCGUGUGGUUUACGUGCGGGGACAUCGUCGUGUCGUUCCUCGCGGCCCUCGCCCUCUCCUUGAUGUUCGAGUCGCCCAUCCUGAGCCUCGAGAAGAUCUUCCUCAAAAGAGAAGGCGCAAAGGAGCAAACGGGGAGCAGUUCGGAUUCGAGUUGCUGCGCGUCUGAAGUUACAGUCGACAUCGUGGAACAGGCGACGGCGUCGCAGUACAGCGCCAACAUGGCCCGAAACUGGAGGCAGACCAACGCCACCGGCAGUGCCAAGCCCUAGUAAUUCCGCCGAUCUAUCAUCGCCUAACCCGCAAACAACCCCUUGUCGUCAGCACCCCCCUGACACUUUCGAGCUGUGAUUAGACGCGGCAACGGCGGCAACGAUGCCGAUGGAGCGCUAAAUCAACUCAUUCAAUUUGCACCACCUCAUCAAGCAACCAAUCUCUGAGGCUGAAACACACGCACGCAUUUUGUAAAUAAAGAACUCAAGCUUCAUUCCUCUUCUGUUGUUCCUGCAAUUUUUUACUCUUUUUAAUAAAACUUGAAUAAUUAUAUAAUUA